This is a messenger RNA of Trichoplax adhaerens, 714 nucleotides long. RefSeq lists its product as uncharacterized. The record is from RefSeq and is a predicted model, not a curated record. The transcript has 2 exons. Lineage: Eukaryota; Metazoa; Placozoa; Uniplacotomia; Trichoplacea; Trichoplacidae. Gene Ontology annotation, molecular function: protein binding. The coding region runs from base 1 to 714 and encodes 237 amino acids.
AUGGCUUUCUCGUCCUUAAUCCAGGAUGUUAAUACUUUAUCACCGACUAAGAGGGGAAAAAGAUCAACUGUUAAAGCUUACUCAUAUAAUUCAUUGACCUCCUGCGCCAAUAUUGGUAAUAUUGCUACAUAUUGUGGUGUGAAUUAUCCAGUCCCUAAUGUUAUUAAAACCGACGCCACUCGACUUGUAGUCGCAGCCAAGGCUUUAGUGAAUUACAUUAAAAAUGGACCACAAUUCAAUGCUCCUGCUGCUUGUGUCAAUGAUAUCAAAAACACAUAUUGCAGUAUCCUUUUCCCACGUUGCGAUUCUAAACGCAAUGAAGUUAGCUUCAAUACUAGCAAUUGCAUCAACUCUUAUAAUAAUUGUCCCGACAGUGUGAAAAAAAUCCUUCCGUCUUACAUAAACUGCGACGUAAUACCAAAAGGAGCAUUCUACCUGAAUGAUUGCAUUAAACCUCCUUCGUUCAAUCUAAAAAACUGCCCUAACCCUCCAAGCAAUGUUUUAAUACCGAGAUAUUUAACUAUGGAUCCCCUCCUAGUAGAUACCUCUAUACCAAAUUUACGAUCAUUUAUGCAGACUCAAGGCAACAAUAAGCUAUGUAUCCAAAGUUUUGUUGAUUUCCUUUGCGCUGAUAUUCCAUUCUGUUCGCAAGAUAGAACUAUGUUGUUAACCACAGCUACCACCGGAAAAUGUCAAUCCUCAUUUUCAUGGUAA